AUGUCAACCUCAAGCGGAACUUUAAUCGUGCGUCCAAUUUGUGCCAAGCUAACCCACGAUACAGAAACAUUCGGAAAGAUGGAUCCAUACUGUGUUGUCACUAUAGGUGGCCAAAAGCACCGAACUGUUGUAGCUCACAGUGCUGGAAAAUAUCCAAAUUGGCAGGACCAAUUAGUUUUCACUAAAUCAAGUGAAGACAUUAUUUCUUUCGAAGUAUGGGAUAAAGACACAGCAUCAGCUGAUGAUUUAAUCGGAGAAGCUUCACUAGCAAUUGCAACAAUUCUGGCAAAGCCAAAUUAUGAAGAAUGGGUUCCAUUAACCUAUAAAGGAAGAAAAGCUGGAGAAAUUAGAGUUAAUAUAACUUUUCAGCCAAGCGCUCCUGUCCCUACUGUCCAUGGAAUACCUGCUAAUAUGGUUAACAUGGGCGGAUAUCAGUAUGCUCCAAUGUAUCCAGUACCUGGACAGGCUCCUUAUCCAUACCCCUAUCCAUAUCCUCCACAAAGCUAUGCACAACCUCCUCCGUAUCCUCAAUCGAUGUACCCAACAUUAAACCCAAAUCAACAACCCCAACCAUACUAUCCUCCUCAGCCAGGUUAUCCUCCACAGCAAGGAUAUCCUCCAAAUGCUCAAAGACCACCUCAGCCUUAUGGCUCAAUCCCUCCUCCAGUGUCCCAACCUGGAUAUCUCCCAUCUAACAUUCAACCUAGUUCAGCUCCUCAUAACGCACCUCCAUCCUACCCUCCUCAGAACCCUCCUCCAAGUUAUCCUCCUCAAAAUAUGCCACAAGGCCAGCAAGGAUUUUAUCCUUAUGCUCCGAAAUAA
Messenger RNA from Blepharisma stoltei, 822 nucleotides. The record is from the annotation of a GenBank genome assembly. Lineage: Eukaryota; Ciliophora; Heterotrichea; Heterotrichida; Blepharismidae.